Molecule: messenger RNA, 753 nt
Organism: Alosa sapidissima (American shad)
Lineage: Eukaryota; Metazoa; Chordata; Actinopteri; Clupeiformes; Clupeidae
Exons: 2
Coding region: 1-669 (222 amino acids)
Molecular function (GO): nucleic acid binding; metal ion binding; hydrolase activity
Source: RefSeq, a predicted model, not a curated record
AUGGCGGACCACAAGUGGCACGCCACCGGCGGCCCGCUAUCUUCCAAUCUGAUUUUGCUAUCUGGGGACCAAGGGCACCUCAACCCCAACAGUUUCCAUUGUGAGAAAGAUGGUCGUAUAGCUACAUUCACCCUGAUCAAUGCUGCACCUAUGGAUGCCUGCUUCAACUGUGUCCAUGGGAAAGACUGGGAGAAGGGCGUCAAAGACAUUUUGAAUGCUGAACAACCAGGUGCAGGAACUGCCUACUUGGUAACAGGAACAGUUGUUGAUGUAUCACAAGAUUAUAGAAUACCAAGACGAGGGGAAUUUGGUGAUGAUAGCACAAGAGAAUACCACAGUGUUACUGUUCCUACUCAUAUCUGGACAGCUGUCUGUUAUAAGCAUAAUGUUGAUGAUGAGAAGUCCUUUUCAUUUGGCUACAUAGGAAAAAAUCAGCCCGACAGCAACCAGAUACUGCUCAUGUCUGAUGAUGCUCUGAAUACAUUUCAUACCGCUACGAGCCAGUUUAAUGAUAAAGUUCUACAUCCUUUAAAGAGGCCAAAAGUAACAGAAAUGACAAUACUUGAGUCUUUUGACAGCCUGGAGACAUGGUUUAAAACGACAGAGAUCAUGAAAUAUAUCUGUCUGGGUCGGCUUGUGUACUGUCACAGCCAAUCUGUACCUUCAUAAAGACUGUUGGUAGAAGAGAGUUGAAAAAAAGAGACACUGGUGAUGAUUCUCAAGAGGUCGUUUGUAGGCUUGUUCCAGAGGACG